This is a messenger RNA of Acaromyces ingoldii, 1046 nucleotides long. RefSeq lists its product as hypothetical. Lineage: Eukaryota; Fungi; Basidiomycota; Exobasidiomycetes; Exobasidiales; Cryptobasidiaceae. The record is from RefSeq and is a predicted model, not a curated record. The transcript is spliced from 2 exons. The coding region runs from base 295 to 879 and encodes 194 amino acids.
CCUCCUUCUCACUUCUUAUCUCAGCCCUCUCGACCGCACUAGUUUCGAGCUGAUCUACAUUUGCCCAGCCGAUCGCUGCGACCUCUUCACUUCCCGAAAUCACGACUUGGCAGAGAGAAAACGACCAACAAUCAUUCGACAGACUACACAUUCGUGUCCACUUUCAUCUGGACCAGAAAGAGCGUCACCACAGAAGGCGAACGUGUAGAGUUCGCAUGCAAGUUCGUGCUUUUCCGUGAUUUAUUGUCGUCGUCGUCGACAACGCUUGGCACCUUUUUGCCAUCCUUUUCCAGUAUGACAGCCUACGAGCCAUGCCGGCACAGUCCGCUCGUCGGCCUUCCCGAGGAGCUGUUGGAUGACACGCACGCUUUCCUUGAAGCUCAGCCUUCACCACAGACUGAAAGUCGCACCCACCUUUUUGCAAUGGUCAGACAAGAUCAUCCGUCGCUCACGAGCCGUCAGAUCUGGCUUGCGAUCUGUCCCUUUCGCUCCUCGGCUGUUAUGCACGCAGCGACAUCGUUGGAAGCACGUAAGCAGCAUGAAGAGAUGAUCUCCCAUCUACAUGCCUGGUUUACUCGCGAGCCUCUCGAUCGGGCUUCUUUCGCCUUGUGGAGUCUGGCGACGAUGACCAACAUUUUCACCAGUGCCAGCCGCUCCGAAGAGGACUUUCACGGGCAAUUCGAAGUCAGAGGCGUCCUCCUCGCCCUUGCCACGGCCGAUGUCGAAGAGGUCUUUCAAAAGGGGAGCGUGUCUGAUCUGCAAGUCCUCGCGCAGAGGCUCAUGCGAACCGAAGAUGCUAUUACUGCCCGUAGCCCUUGGGAAACGAAAAUGGCUGCCAGAAAGGCUCUUGCUCGGCGAAGUCUUCAGUCGGCUCCGUAGACGAGUUCAUGUUUUAUUUCCAGGCAGCAGGGACAGUAUUCUUCAUUCCCUCAUUUAUCUUCCUCUUCUAGGACCCUCAAGGAACAAUCUCUUCGUUUGUUCUCGCUCCCUUUUUCAUGUAUCAUCGAAAUUGUAGCUUCCCCGCCUCUUUGGCAAUCGUUCUUCUA